AUGCGAAGGAUUCCCAUUCGGAAUUCAGGCAGUAAAACUUUUGUCAAUAAGAAUAAAGACAAAAAAGCGAAACCACAGCGACCCCUCACAAAAAUUAUAUUACGGCGAUUGCCUGCAACGAUGACGGAAGAGGCAUUUCUUGAGCAGGUGUCUCCGAUACCUGAACACGACUAUUUCUAUUUUGCAAAGCCAGACACGUCUCUUGGUAACAAUAUUUACUCGAGGGCUUACAUUAACUUUGUAAAUGUUGACGAUAUUUAUCUGUUUAGGGAUAAAUUUGAUGGAUAUGUUUUUUUGGAUGAAAAGGGUUUGGAGUAUGUUGGUAUUGUGGAAUAUGCACCAUUUCAAAGAAUUCCUAAGAAAAAGAAGAAAAAGGAUCCAAAAUGUGGAACUCUUGAAAGUGAUCCAAUAUAUCAGGAAUUUUUGGAAUAUCUCAGUAAAGACCAAGAAGCUGACACCCAACCGAAACUGGAAUAUUCAUAUCCUGUAAAUGAUGGCAAUGAGAAGAAAGUUCAAACAACACCACUGCUUGAGUACUUAGCUGCUCGAAAACAAGACAAAAGAGGUAGAGAUGAAAGACGUAGGCGUGAAAAUGACAAACGUAAAAUGAGAAUUGAAAGGAAGUCUAAAGAUUCUUCAAUCAGAAAAUAUGGAGAUCUGUCUGAUGAUGAAAGCUAUCACGAUAGAAAUGAAAUUGUCAGAAAAUAUAACAAGCAGAGUGCAUGGUAUGGAGAGCAAAGAAUUUAUCAUAAAACCAGAAGUUGCAAUAAUAAUAUCAAUUUUGAAUUAAAUGAUUUAGUGAAAUGUCAAGGGUCUGAGGACAUAAUCAAUACAGGCUCUGAUUGGAAUACCCAGUUUCCAGCUCUUACUAUGAAAACACAUAAUACUUUUACUUUAACUUCAUCAAAAGCUAGUGAUAAGCAAGAUGCUGUUGAAGUUAGUCAGAAAUCUGGUGGUGACCCUUUUUUAAAGGAAGAAGAUAUUAUUAUAGAGAAUGAUGUUAAAAAGAUCAAGCCAAGAGAAUGGGAAAAAGACAGAUCCAAUGAUGUGAAAGAUGAUAGUGACAUUUAUGACUCACACUCUUACAAAGAUCGCAAAAUAGCGUUUGUCAGUGACAAAAAAAAGAAAUUUGAUGAUAAAAAGGGAAGCUAUAAAGGUGAAGAAGAUCUCGAUGAGUUUGAUAUAAAAAAAGACAAGUGUGAAAAAAUUGAUUCCCCUCGAGAACAAAAAAGUAAAAAGUACAGCGAUUCAAGGAAGGAAAGAUUCAAACUCACUGAUGCUAAAUCAGAGAAGCCAUCAGCUAUAAAUAAAAUGAUGUCUGAAAAGCCCAAGACCUUGAAUCAUGAUGAUAUAAAACCAUUUACACAGUUGCCUCAUGUUAAAACAGAAGAUCUGAGUAAACUCUUGGAAAGCAAAUCAAAGGGUGAAGAUACAAAAUUAUCAAAAACUGAAAAGAUAAAUAAGAAUAUUAAUAAUACGAAUGAUAUAAGAAUGAGAAGAAAUAGCUUGGAGCCAGGAGAUUUGAGUAAAGAAGGAAGCCUAGAAAGGCAGAAAUCUUUAGAGGAUAGGAGUAGGUCUAUAGAUAGAGAAGGUUCUGAGGAAAAAGAAAAGAGUGACAGUAUUGAUUGCCGCACUGAGAGAAGAAUCAGGAAUAAGGAUCGCCCUAGCCUCGUAAUUUACCAACCGGGCAUGGGUAAGUUCAGUAAACAACGUUUGGCAAAAGAUAAAGACCCUCCCACAUCAAAAACGGUUAACGAAAGCGAAAAAAAGGAUACUUGA
This is a messenger RNA of Pieris macdunnoughi, 1779 nucleotides long. The record is from the annotation of a GenBank genome assembly. NCBI's taxonomy places the organism in Eukaryota, Metazoa, Arthropoda, Insecta, Lepidoptera, Pieridae.